UUUGCUGUUCCGCAUUUCAGGUCUGCGGGGUGGGGAAAGAAGGAGCGGCGGCAGCCUCGGUCUGCACCGUCUCGCAGCAGCUCUACACCGGCUGGGAUCCCGGCUUCCGCGGUCUGAGAGCUGAGGGACCGUCCGCUGCCUCUCAGUUCCCGCGCAGGUUCCGAAUCUUGCCCGGGGUGGGGGCCAGUGGCCCCUUCCCUGCCCUCCGAGGACCGAAGAUGAGCUUCCUCUUUAGCAGCCGCUCUUCUAAAACAUUCAAGCCCAAGAAGAAUAUUCCUGAAGGAUCUCAUCAGUAUGAACUCUUGAAACAUGCAGAAGCAACUUUAGGAAGUGGAAAUCUCAGACAAGCAGUUAUGUUACCGGAGGGAGAGGAUCUCAAUGAAUGGAUUGCUGUUAACACUGUGGAUUUCUUCAACCAAAUCAACAUGUUGUAUGGAACUAUUACAGAAUUCUGCACUGAAGCGAGCUGUCCAGUCAUGUCUGCAGGCCCCAGGUAUGAGUAUCACUGGGCAGAUGGCACUAAUAUUAAAAAGCCAAUCAAAUGUUCUGCACCAAAAUACAUCGACUAUUUGAUGACCUGGGUUCAGGAUCAGCUUGAUGAUGAAACUCUCUUUCCUUCUAAGAUUGGUGUCCCAUUUCCCAAAAACUUCAUGUCUGUGGCCAAGACAAUCCUCAAGCGUCUCUUCAGGGUCUAUGCCCACAUUUACCACCAGCACUUUGACUCCGUGAUGCAGCUGCAGGAGGAGGCCCACCUCAACACCUCCUUUAAGCACUUUAUUUUCUUUGUUCAGGAGUUUAAUCUGAUUGAUAGGCGUGAACUGGCACCUCUUCAAGAAUUAAUUGAGAAGCUGGGCUCAAAAGACAGAUAAAUGUUUCUUCUAGAACAGUUGUCCUCUUGCUUCAUCUCCUGCUAGAGCUAUCUCAUUGCUGUGUGUGUAGACUAGUGAUACAGACUUUAAGAAGACAGGAUAAAGGACAUCUUGUGUGUGUCUGCAGGGAAACUGUCCCAAAGGUAGGUCGCCUAGUAGCUUCACAGGCAGGACAGAGUCAGAGGACACAGUCACAUCAGAGAUGCUGUGUGAACAGUCCUGUUACUGUCAGCAUUGUACUCGGUUGUAACAUGUGAUGACUAACCUGUAGUUUAUUAGUUCACUUAUUUUUUUAUUCACAAAAAUUAUUGCAUCUGUUUCAGGUGUCAGCAUAAUGGAUAUUAAGAGUUUUUACCAUUGAUUUAUUUGUAAGUUUUCAGAAAAAAUUUCCUAAUACAAUCAUAUUGGUUUUACUCUGCUUUUAUCUUAUUAAUAGAAAAGGUAUUUUUAGGUUUCCUUAAGAUUUAGAACUUCUAGACUGGGUGUGGUGGCGCAUGCCUGUAAUCCCAGCACUCGGGAAGCUGAGGCAGGAGGACUGCUACGAGUUUGAGCCUAGGCUAGACUACAUAGCAAGACCCUGUUUCAAAAAAAUAUUUAGAACUUUUGUGUCACUUUGGAUAGCCUUUUAGUUUCAAGUUUAUAUGCUCGUGUUUUUAUAGAUAAGAAUAUAUAUUUUUCAAAAUUCAUUAUUGCAAUUUAAAUCAUGUCAUAUGUGGAAUGGGAGCAACCAAAGUUAUUUUUAAAUUAGUUUUAUUUUUUAAUUAUUAUUUGGGAUUGUAUUUACAUCUAUCUAAAUUAUUAGAAGUUUUCAUGUAUCAGAAAUAAUUUUAGGUUCUGAGGAUGAUCUUACAGGUUUUUAUUUUAAAAUGCUUUUUUAAAAUUAGUAUGAAGCUUUUGGCUGAGAAAAAACUAAAUAUACAUGAUAGACUUAGGUCUCACAGCCAUUAUUUUCAUUCAUAUUGUUUUUCAGAGGCUUUGCAGUUUUGGUAAGAGUGAAAUAAAGUAUUUAGAGUAUUUAAUAGGUUCCUAAAAAACUUACCUCUGUGUUUCUGUUUUUUGGUACUGGGGAUGGCAAGGUGAGGGCUGUGUCACAGAGCUGUGUUUUAGUCAGGGUCUGGGUUUCCCAGUCUGGCCUUGAAUUUGGGAUCCUUCUGCCUCAGCCUCGAGAGUAGUUGGGAUUACAGGUGUGUGCCCCCAGCCUGGCUUUGUUUUUUAUUGUGACUUGAGACUUAAGAGUAGUAUGACAAAAUGAAAGGCAAAAUAAGUACAAAUAAAUAAGUAAUCUUAAUUUCAUUCUGUUAAUAAAGGAUAGAUUGAGCUUCCAUAGGGAAUUUAACCUGCUUUCAUUAUUUUUUAUCAAAACUUGAAAUUUUUCUUUUUAUGGGGAUAAUAUCAUCUCCCUUUAGUGAAGAAAAUGCGUUUUUUGUUGAGUUCCUUGGAUUUAAAUGUUUGACUAUUUAAAUGUACUGAGGCAUAGUAGAUAUCCUGGAGACUUGCCAGACUGACAAAGCUUUACUUCAUCUGAAGUCUGGAUCAGAGCUGACCAACCUCAUGGCUUUGAUAAAGGUUACAUUUGAUAAGGGUUCUUUUGUUACUUAUUUUUAUUAUUCCACUAGAUUAUAAAGAAAAGAAUUGCUUAACACUCUACCCCACCCUCUUUGGGGUUUUUUUUUUGUUUUGUUUUUUUGGUACCAGGUAUUGAACUCACAGCCUCAGGCUUGCCAGGGCAGGUGCUUAAGCCACUGAGCUAAAUCCGCAACCCUGCCUUUGGUUUUUUGAAACAAGGUCUUGCUGUGUAGUCCAGGCUGAGCCUUGUACUCACUGUGUAUCCCAGGCUGGCCUGAAACUUGCAGUGAUACUCCUGUCUCAGCCCCCUGAGUGUGAGGAUUACAGACAUGUGUCACCAUACCUGGCAGAAACUCCAUUUUUAAUAACCUAAUUUCAGUAAAUUCUUAAAGACACACAGAUUUUAAAGGAUUUCAAAGUGGGAUAAUCACCAAUUAAAAAGAGAAAAGCCCUGUAUAAAACAUUACACAGCCCAUGUUUUAAACUUACCCAGUGGACCAGCUAUCAGCCAUCUUGUCUACUUAAUGUUGAUUAUUUAGAAAUAAAACAAGUUUCUGGGUGCAUCUCCAUUGUAACUUCCUCAUUGUAUAUUCAUUUGUAAUAUUUCAAAGAUUCUCAGAAGAGUUCUUGCUUCUCUCCAUUCAUUUUCACUGAUAGAAAUCCCCUCAUGAUGGAGCCCCUAAACCAACCAAAGACGGUCACAUGCCAGGGAAGCAGUAAAGGCAGCUUAUUAGUGGGACAUAAAUCAGAAAUGUGUUGAUAAUUUUGAAACUUACAAUAAAUGCCCUUUUUAAAAACUUUAUUUUUUUAACAAAACGAGUUUCCAGGGCAGUCUGGUUUAACCAGCAGCACAUUACACUGAGGCGGGAGGAGAGCCAGAGAAUGGGGGGUGAGCGGGAAGCAGAAGGCGCCCUCCCGACAGGGCGAGGGGCCACCCUGUAUAGGGGUUGGAAGGAGCCAGUGAGUGUGGCUUCGCUCACUCUGCAUUUUCUGCCCCAGCCCACGUCUCCUGUAGUCCCUCCACUUCCCCUGCUCCGCAGACGUCCUCUCCCGUCAGUGGCCGAUGUCUGCUCCUCAGUGGUGAUUACAGUCCUGGGUGGAGAGUGCUUGCCAAAUGAUGCAGGUCAUCCUGUGGUGCUUUAGUUUUUAGGCCUUUUAAAAAACUUGGACAAUGAUGUACAGAUACUUGUUUAUUCAGACCUCUUUGAACUACUGUUUUUUAUCUUGACAGCCAAAUGUGUCCUUCCUUCUCCUUCAUUUUGUGAAUAAAGUGACUUUACAGGCCUGGCAACUAACAGGGUGUUCCGUCCAUCCUAGACUUGCAGAGCUGUGGCUUAUGUGCUGCUUCCUCAAGAAAUGCAAAUCUGUGUUCACCAUGACUUUGAUAACAGGCAGUUAUUCUAGUAGUGCAGAGGAAGCGGAAGCUGACAUCUCCAGUGUGAUGCCUUACCUCAUAUGAAUAAACAGAGCAGGCCCAAAGAGUGCAAUGUCCUAGAAAUGUGUUUCUAAGCAGCUCCAGUCAUGGUGCUGGGGCUACCGCAGCCCCAUUGCACCAGGCUGGCUCCUAUCAGAGGGAACUGUGGCCUAGAAAAUGCAAGCCUGCACCCCAAGCACUGAGCACCUUCCACAUGGUGAUUGGUUCGGUGUGGAUUUGGUUUCUAUUGUAGAAUUCUGGCAAAGAGGAAAAAUAGUUCUUUGCUCUUUCUCUUGCAUUCAGUUUUACUGUUUCAGACUGUAAAAGGCUUUGGGUGAUGAUGUUCCAUGUGGUAGCACUAAUUUUAUUAAAACACCUAAUUCACUUGGAUUUGGAUUAUGAGACAAACAAGUAUUCUGUAAAUCCAAAAGAAUCACCAGUGUGCUAUGGAUUUACUAUACAGCAAUAUUCAAUAUUUGGUCUACAUUGAAAGUAGUUUGUAUAAGUUAGCCUUAAUUACCAUCCAGAAUAUUUUUAAAUGUUCUUUACAUUCAAACUUAUGUUGUAUUUUUACAUCUUUGGGGGGCUUUAUCUAUUUUUCUAAGUCAGUCAACUGUACUUUAAAAAAAUGUAUUUUGUAUCUACUUUUGUAACUUCAUCAAAAUAAAAUAUAUUGAAAGCAAGAAA
This is a messenger RNA of Cavia porcellus (domestic guinea pig), 4536 nucleotides long. It is a transcript of the gene Mob1a, whose product is annotated as MOB kinase activator 1A. Lineage: Eukaryota; Metazoa; Chordata; Mammalia; Rodentia; Caviidae. The transcript is spliced from 6 exons. The coding region runs from base 219 to 869 and encodes 216 amino acids. The record is from RefSeq and is a predicted model, not a curated record. Gene Ontology annotation, molecular function: protein kinase activator activity. Gene Ontology annotation, cellular component: nucleus; cytoplasm. Gene Ontology annotation, biological process: hippo signaling; positive regulation of protein phosphorylation.